ACGAUACCAACUCGUAGCCAUUCACAGUCACGCAGAGACUGCGUAUGCUAGCUACGUGAAUGGUUGGUUGAUUGCUUUUUGACAAUUUGUCGUGAGUCAUUUGACACGACAACGACAUUUGAACUCUGUGUGCAUUUGUAAUGGAACUGAAGCCUAAAAUACACUUUUGUGUAUCGUAUUGAUUUCAAACAACUGCAACAUUCGUUUGCUACAUUUUUUAGAAGAGAAAUAAGCACGACACGGACAUGCUAUUUUCGAACAAAUAAACCAAAUCCAUUGAAAACAAUGACAACCAAGCGACAACAAACAAACAAACGGUCGGCGGCCGGCACAGUGACAACACAAACACUAUUGGAUUUUGAUUUGAGUGAGAGUUCGGAUGACAGUGAUUUUCGGAUAGAGGAUCAUGAUGAUGAAAGUGACUGUUCGCUAAACUCAAAUGAUGAUCACAGCGGAAACGAUGAUUCGGAUGAUGAUAGUGAUAAUGAAGAAUCAGACUCAGACGAAUCCGUGGACGACACAUUUGCCGAUUUGAAUCGGAAAAUAGAUGGCAAAAAUGAAAUGAUGUCGACGACACAGCUUCUGGAACAAAAUGUUGCGAAGGAUACAUUUGAACGAUCUCAAGCAAAAAUUCUGGCCAAACCGAUUUGCUGCGCUUGUUUGGGCGAUCGAAGUGAUGAUACCAACGAAAUUGUUGAAUGUGAUAAUUGUGGCAUAUCAGUUCAUGAAGGUUGCUAUGGAAUUAGUGAUUCGACCAGUGUAUCCAGUACAGUAUCAUCAUGCUCCACCGAACCAUGGUUUUGUGAAGCAUGCAAAGCAAAUAUAAGCAACCCAAGUUGUGAGUUGUGUCCGAACAAAGGUGGCAUUUUUAAGGAGACUGACGUUGGAAAAUGGGUGCACCUUGUAUGCGCUUUGUAUGUGCCUGGAGUAGCAUUUGGUGAAGUUGAUCAUUUGUCAUCUGUUACUCUAUUUGAAAUGCCAUAUAGCAAAUGGGGAGCUAAGACUUGUUCGCUCUGCGAUGACGCACGAUUCGCGCGGUGUGGCGUUUGCAUUGGUUGCGAUGCUGGUAUGUGCAAAACUUACUUUCACGUAACAUGCGCACAAGCAGCUGGUCUGUUACAACCAUUUGAAGCACAUUCUGAAGAAGCCGAUCACGCCGAUCCAUUUUAUGCCCACUGCAAAAUUCAUUCAGAUAAAACGUUGAUCAAACAUCGUAAGCGCAACUAUGACGUUCUUCGUUUGAAAAUGAGUUACCGUAACGCAAACAUUGCACAACAAAAGCAACAAAACGCUAGUCCUGAACAAAAACGCAUCGAACGUAAACUCAAGAAGCACCGAAAUAAGUACAUUAGUAAUAAAUCUAUUAAGAAUGAACCAUGGGUUCCAACACAAAAAAUGCCACGAUUGCUCACUACCAGCGCUUCUGCAUGCCGAAGAUUAUUAACGAAGGCCGAAUUGAUGGGAAUAGAUGUGGCUGCUUUAGAAUUCCAAGAAGCACAGAUCGCUUCCUUGAACGAUGUCCGAAAGAAGUGGCAUAUUCAACCCUCUCUAUCUGUUGAAUUUAUUGGAUAUUAUUUAGAUAGGAUCUCAAGAUCGAAAGAUGUUAAGAAAAAUUUACAGGAACAAAUAGAAUUGAAUAAGACUUUAGUCAACGAACAGCAAUCGCUUCGCGAGAAAUACGAUGAGUGUAUUGCGAUUCGUGCAGAACAUGCGGCCAGGAAAAGCGAGCUGACGGAUAAAAUUGAAAAACUGCAUUCCUCAAUUGCAGCUCUGUGUCCAAACAAAACGUUAACAUCAAUUGAUAAUAUCAUUGCACAGCAUGUUGAAACGGCACCGAAUCCUGCACCACUACCACCGUUAACGAGACCGAUGUCAGUGCCCACGGCUGCUGCCCUUAAAAUGGGUGUCGGCUUUCCUCUGACGAUUCCUGGACCAAACGAUGACACCAAUCGAAUUUUAAGUACACAAUGCCAAAAUAAGCCCGAACUUUUGUAUGAAUGCGGCAUUUGCAAACGAGUCAAUGAUCAACAUUUACUUGCCAAAUGUGACACAUGUUUGAACAUGUUUCAUUUGGGUUGUUUGAACCCGCCACUAACACGGCACCCGAAAAAGUCCAAAAUGUAUGGAUGGCAGUGUUCCGAGUGUGAUGAGGAUAAUCCAGAAGGGGUGGUGCAAUUGACAUCUGGACCAAGAAAAUCCCGAACGAAAUAUAGCAAAGAUGGCACCAUUGUACCAUUUGACUCAUCACGCGACGUCAGUAUGGAUGAAAGUGGUGCCGAUGGUGAUGAUGACAAGUCAAACGUGCAAUCUGCAAAAAGUCCCAUUCAAACAAAAUCACCGCCACCAUCACCAACGAAGAGAGUCAGCAAAAAAUGUGAUAAAGUCGAAAAAACGCCAGUCAAAAAGGAUAAAACGAUUUUGGAAGAUGGAAUCAUCAGUCCAGCGCACACAAAUAAUUCGAUAAUUGAAUCAAAUAAGUCUGAAAGUGGAAAGAGUAUAAAGAGUCCAUCCAAAUGUAAAAAGUCACUAAGUGGAUCAUCUUCGAAUCUAGAUAAAGUCAUUGAAGCUGUUUCAAAGGGUAUUUUGGAUGAAUGUCAUGAAUCGAAUACCGAAUUAGAUAGUAAUCAUAUUGAAAUAAAACCAAUAAAAUCACCCAAAGUUAAUGGCAUCCAAUCCAAAUUGAACGAUACAAAAUCGCCGACAAAAUUAGAAAAAUCAAGUCCUCAACCUAAGGUAAAAGCAAGUAAAAAAUCCAAAAAGGAGAAAGACAAGGACAAGAAUAACGAUGAGGACAAGCAAAAGGAAAAGGCAAAAGAUAUAGAAAAGGAUAAGGAUAAGGAUAAAGUUAAAGAAAAAGAAAAGACUAAAGUGAAAGAAAAAGCGAAACGUAAAGAGAAGCUUAAGUCAAAUACUGUUCCGAAUUUACCACAGACUGAUAAAGAAAUUGAUAAAUUAAUUAAAGAAAUUGUGGAGUCUAAAGUGGAUGUGAAUGAACCUAAGACUAGGAAAUGUGUGGUCGAAAACAAAUCCUGUGAAAAUUCGACUGAUUUGAUGAAAAUGGAUAUGUCAGUUAGUUCAAGCAAUAACUCAGAAGUGAAUACAUCGAAAGACACAAAACCUCUAUUAGCGGAGAAUUCAAUGAACAGUGAAGCCUCCAAAGAACAAGCUGCAUUAUUGAAUGGUAAAAUCGAAAACACAAUACCAACAACAAAAACCUUAGAUGCUGCAGUUGAACGCAAACAAAGUAGGAAGCGUCGAAAGGAGAAGCAUCGUAGCAAACAUGGUCCCGAUGCUGAACGAUCGUCAUCCAAAGAGCACAAAAAGAAAAGGAAGAGAAGAAGCCACGAUCACGAAAAUCCAGAAUCAUUCCCUCUAGCCGACGGAGUGCCCAAAAUCAAAAUAAAGUUUAAAACGUUACCAGCGUUGCCUGGCGAGACUGCCGCUGAAUCGCAUUUCUUCUAUGUGCCCGCCAAUAUGGUAAGACCAAGAGAAUUUCGAAGAACACGGCCAGCUUCGGUAAAUUCGAUAGACGAUGUUACUUCAACGCCAUUCGCUCAGAAAUCACCACCAUCAACUGUAUCAUCAUCACCUUUGAGUACACCCCAGAAAAACAAAUCUUCCGCAGAAUCUAUUGUUCGAACAUCAACGCGGCGUUCAUCUGUUUUGCAAAGUCCACCAAAGGUCAACCCCAGACGUACAUCAACACCCAUUAGUUCGAAUUCAAUUGAUACGAAUGAAAUUCAAGUCUGUUAUGUGUGCCAAGUGCAAGGAACAGCACAGGACUUAGUCAAAUGCGAUGAAUGCAAAAAGAGCUAUCAUUUCCGGACGUGUUUAGAACCACCAUUACUCAAGACCCCCAAAAGACGUGGAUAUUCGUGGCAUUGCGCUGAUUGUGACCCAACGGACAAAGAAGAUAACUAGCAUACAAAGAAAGUGUUUAGAUGCGUAAAUCCUUCAAAAAAAACACGCAAUCAUAACAAAGAGUUGUACAAAGUGAGACUUGCUACUGGGAAUUCGUUUUAGAAAGAUUUCCGGUACAUAACCAUUUUAUUUCAAUAGUAAUUUUAUUCAAAUUUAUCCGUCUCCCCCUUUUUAAUACGUUCAAGUAUUAUUUAAAAUGACUGUGCUUAAUUAUUUGAGGUGACAACGUAAUUAUAUUCAUUAAAGACAUGAAAUCAAUUGUCAUAAUAGAAAA
Sitodiplosis mosellana (orange wheat blossom midge) is the source of this 4195-nucleotide messenger RNA. RefSeq names its product PHD finger protein 14. The transcript has 11 exons. Gene Ontology annotation, biological process: regulation of transcription by RNA polymerase II. Lineage: Eukaryota; Metazoa; Arthropoda; Insecta; Diptera; Cecidomyiidae. The coding region runs from base 286 to 3921 and encodes 1211 amino acids. The record is from RefSeq and is a predicted model, not a curated record.